AUGGCUCUGCACAUUAACAGAGCUCAAAAGUCAUUUAAGAGAGAUUAUUCUCUUCUCUGCUCAGGACAAUUCAUCAAUACCGCCAAAAUGCAUCUUAUGUACACCCUCGACACCGCUGGCAAGCGUGUUUACACCUUGAAGAAGGUCCAGAACGGCGAGGUCACCAAGUCUGCCCACCCCGCUCGCUUCUCCCCCGAUGACAAGUACUCUCGUCACCGUGUCACCCUGAAGAAGCGUUACAACCUUCUCCUCACCCAGCAGACCGAGACCCCCGUUAAGGCUUAA
Penicillium samsonianum is the source of this 285-nucleotide messenger RNA. RefSeq names its product H/ACA ribonucleoprotein complex subunit NOP10. The transcript is spliced from 7 exons. Lineage: Eukaryota; Fungi; Ascomycota; Eurotiomycetes; Eurotiales; Aspergillaceae. The record is from RefSeq and is a predicted model, not a curated record. Gene Ontology annotation, biological process: ribosome biogenesis; snRNA pseudouridine synthesis; rRNA pseudouridine synthesis. The coding region runs from base 1 to 285 and encodes 94 amino acids. Gene Ontology annotation, cellular component: box H/ACA telomerase RNP complex; box H/ACA snoRNP complex. Gene Ontology annotation, molecular function: box H/ACA snoRNA binding; telomerase RNA binding.